Messenger RNA from Linum tenue, 1580 nucleotides. NCBI's taxonomy places the organism in Eukaryota, Viridiplantae, Streptophyta, Magnoliopsida, Malpighiales, Linaceae. The record is from the annotation of a GenBank genome assembly.
ACACCAUUUUUCCGUCUAGGGUUUUUCCUCUUUACAUUUCUCCAAUCAGCUGCGACCCGCGAGGUUAAAGAGACGCCGCCGGUGUGUCCACCUUGACAGAGCUCCUGAAGCUUCGUCUUGGUCCUCGCUCUUCGUUGUUAGAAAUCCAUUUCCUCCGCCGCCGUACAGUUAGGGUUUAGUGUCUUCUCCGUUUGUUGUAGAAAUCUAGAAACAGACAGCGAAAAUGGUUGGGAAGCCGUCGAAAGCUGAUAAGAAGCUCGCCUAUGACUCCAAGAUGUGUCAGCUCUUGGACGAUUACAGCCAGGUCCUGAUUGUUGCUGCCGACAAUGUUGGAUCCACCCAGUUGCAGAACAUCAGGAAGGGUCUCAGAGGUGAUUCUGUGGUGCUCAUGGGUAAGAACACCAUGAUGAAGAGGACGAUUAGGGUUCAUUCUGAGAAGUCUGGGAACACGGCUAUUCUCAAUCUCCUCCCUCUCCUUCAGGGGAAUGUUGGUCUGAUUUUCACUAAAGGUGAUCUCAAGGAAGUCAGUGAGGAAGUGGGCAAGUACAAGGUUGGAGCUCCUGCUCGUGUUGGUCUGAUUGCACCAAUUGAUGUGGUUGUGCCUCCUGGAAACACUGGACUCGAUCCAUCUCAGACAUCUUUCUUCCAGGUCCUUAACAUUCCCACCAAGAUUAACAAGGGUACAGUCGAAAUCAUCACCCCUGUGGAGCUGAUUAAGAAGGGUGACAAGGUCGGUUCUUCUGAGGCUGCCCUGCUUGCCAAGCUUGGCAUCAGGCCAUUCUCUUAUGGUCUUGUGGUUGAAAAUGUCUAUGAUGAUGGAUCGGUCUUCAGCCCUGAGGUUCUCGAUCUGACAGAGGAUGCUCUCAUGGGAAAAUUCGCUUCUGGUGUGUCCAUGCUCACUGCCCUCUCACUUGCCAUUGCUUACCCCACACUUGCUGCUGCACCACACUUUUUUGCCAAUGCCUACAAGAAUGUCUUGGCCAUUGCUGUGGAGACCGAUUAUACCUUCCCCCAGGCAGAGCAAGUGAAGGAGUACUUGAAGGAUCCUAGCAAGUUUGCUGUUGCUGCUGCCCCUGCUGCAGCCAGUGGUGGUGCUACUGCCGCACCUGCUGCUGCCAAGGAAGAGGAGAAGAAACCAGAGCCAGAAGAAGAGUCCGAUGAAGAUGGUUUGGGCUUCAGUCUGUUCGACGAUUAAGUUUCCCCGACCCAGUUAUCUUUUUGUAGUACCCCUAAAGUUUUGGUGUCUGGUUGAUACUGUUGGAUUCUAUUUUAAUUUUAGCUGUGCACUGUUUUCUUUUUGCUGUUGAAAGUUGAAACGUUUUAAAUGGUUUUACUAGUUUGUAAUCGAAUGCUGUUUUAUUUGCUUUAUCGAAUCUUGUCUCUUGCAGUCUUGCUUCAUGGUUGCUACUAUUGUUUCGAAAUGAAAGUUUCGAAAUGUUGGGUUCACGGAUGGUGAUCGAAAUUGACCAAUUCACAGCCAUCUUUUUUUAACUUCCCAGGUGAUUAGUGGCUUUCUCUUUUGUUCGUGGGUUGUGGAAAUUCCCAAGUGAAAGUAAAUUAUCAAGGAGUUAAGGUUAAUG